Helianthus annuus (common sunflower) is the source of this 1266-nucleotide messenger RNA. RefSeq lists its product as uncharacterized. The record is from RefSeq and is a predicted model, not a curated record. The transcript has 2 exons. Lineage: Eukaryota; Viridiplantae; Streptophyta; Magnoliopsida; Asterales; Asteraceae. The coding region runs from base 1 to 1266 and encodes 421 amino acids.
AUGGUUUUCAAAGUUGAUUUUGAAAAGGCCUACGAUACUAUUAGUUGGGAAUGUCUUCUUAAAAAUUUGAAACUCAUGGGUUUCCCAAAUAGAUGGAGAAGAUGGAUAGAUGUUUGUCUUAAGUCGGGGAGGGCGUCGGUUCUUGUUAACGGCUCUCCAACGGAGGAAUUUCCUUUAGGGAGAGGCUUAAGACAAGGAGACCCAUUAUCUCCGUUCUUAUUCAUUAUUGCUUUGGAAAUUCUCGAUAUCUUUAUGAAAAAAGCUGUCGAAGGAAAUCUUUUUAGAGGUAUCACUUUCUCGAAUGGGGGUCCAACUAUUUCUCAUCUUUGUUAUGCAGAUGAUGUCGUUUUUAUGGGAGAAUGGUCUAAGCUAAACUUAAAAAAUCUAAACCAGAUUCUGAGAGUUCUAUUUUUAGUCACCGGUUUGAAGGUGAAUAUGAAGAAAAGUCGUUUAUAUGGUGUGGGCGUAAGUGAAGAUAAAGUAGAAAGGAUGGUUUUGGAUACGUUGGAAGGGAUUAGACGGAGUUUUGUUUGGGGUAGUAAAGGGGGUAAAAAGAAGAUUAAAUGGGUCUCUUGGAAUUGUAUUACUAAGCCUAAAGACAGAGGGGGUCUUGGAUUAGGUGACUUACAAAGUUUGAAUUGGGCGCUUACGGCUAAAUGGUUCUGGAGGUUUAAGAAUAAUGAUGAUGCGCUUUGGGUUAAGGUUGUUCAAGCAAUUCAUGGUUCGGAUUUCAAUAAUGAUUUGGUCCCGGUUAAUAACCAAGUGAACGGUAUAUGGAAAGAUAUAGUUUCGGUCAAUAAAAAUUGUAUUUCUAUGGGGAUGGAUAUAAGGGAGAGCUUGUUGUUCAAAGAUAAUAAAUGGAUUUGGGCUGGUUACAAAGAAGAUUUGUUCACUGUUGCAGAAUUUAUGGACAAGAUAAUGAAGAAGAAAAACGAUGGACCGAAUGACAUGGCUUUUAGAUGGAAUAAUUGGUUACCUCCAAAAGUUAAUCUCUUUUGUUGGAGAGCUUUCAUGGGUAAAAUUCCGUCUAAGGUGGGGUUGGUUCGUAGAGGUGUCCAAAUUGGAGAUCUUGCGUGUAGUAGUUGUGGUUUGGAAGAAGAGGACUCGGAUCACAUUUUGUUUUCGUGUAUGUGGGCGAAAGCAAUUUGGUGGAAUGUUUGGAAUUGGUUAAAAUUAAACGGGCCCGACCCGUCGUCUAUAGGAGCUAAAGCUAUUCAUGCGGUUAAAUCUCUUAAUGGAUCAAACCAGUGGAAACGAUUAAUUUAA